AUGAAUUGUGGGUAUUCGCAAAGCGCCUUCUCCUACCAUGGCCUUGAAAUCAACAAGGCCAACCACACAGAGGUCGUCAAAUCACUCAUCAGGAAUUUCCUGGACGAUGUCCAGUUCGACCGCUCCCUACCAUUUCUCAAAGACCAUGAGCAGGAGGUCGCAACGUGGACCUACUUCAAGAGUUUGAAUCUUGGGCCACGGAAUGAGAAAGCCGUGGAAAAGGUCCUCAAGCUUUCUUCCACGCUGGUCGAGCAAUCUUAUACUUCCCUGCCUUUUGAGGUUCGAGUGAUCUGUACGAUACAGGUUGUGUACAUGUUUCUGGUGGAUGAUAUUGCCGAUGACUUUAUGGAGGAGCUGCGGUGCUUUGGCCAGAAUUUUAUUAUGAACAACGGCCAUAAACACCCCCUGCUCAGCAGAUUCGACAGCCAUUUACGAUAUCUGGCUCGGUAUUACGGUCCGUAUUGUCAUUCGACCAUCAUCAAGUCGAUCUUCGAUUAUAUAAACGGGCGGAUUAUCGAACACGAGAUGGAACAAACCCGCUUCACCUUUCCUGCCGAUUCGAGCUUAAUGCCUGUGUUUCUCCGGGGGAAAGUCGGCGCUGCGGAAGUCCUGGUGGCAAUGCUAUGGCCCAAGACUCUCUUCCCGGAGGACAAGUACUUGAUGCAAUACUUUCCGAUUACCCAGGAGCUGAUCACGUUCAUCGACUUCACCAAUGACAUCCUGUCGUAUUAUAAGGAGUUUGUGAUCCGAGACGAGAAGGGGAAUUUUGUGUCGAAUUUCGCAGAGACGCAUAACAUGACUUAUUUGGAUGUGUUACGGCAUCUUACCAGCUAUACUCCCAAGGUGUUGAUGUCCGUGUACAAAACCCUCCAAGAUAAAGAAUCCCUCCUCCAUCCCGUACAGGACUUUGUCAACGGCUGGAUCAUGUUAUGUACGGCGCAUCGACGGUAUCACCUGGUGGAGUUAUUUGCGGAUGAGGGAUACUUGCCUCCGUAUGAUGAAGAUGCCUAA
Molecule: messenger RNA, 1011 nt
Organism: Aspergillus campestris IBT 28561
Lineage: Eukaryota; Fungi; Ascomycota; Eurotiomycetes; Eurotiales; Aspergillaceae
Product: terpenoid synthase
Exons: 4
Coding region: 1-1011 (336 amino acids)
Molecular function (GO): carbon-oxygen lyase activity, acting on phosphates
Source: RefSeq, a predicted model, not a curated record